GUGAUCACACGUGGCGCGGACAGAGAUUAACCAGCCAUUAUAAACAUUUAAUGCUUUCUGAACAUAACAGAAGAGAUUGAAACAACCCGAGGUUGAAUCGUACAGUGAGCGAGAUGUAGGGUUUUAACCUACGUCUCAGUAAAGACAGUAUGGCGCCGUUGACAGCUCGCCUCACAUGGAUUAUAACAGUGCUGGAGCGUAAAGGUUUCUGGUCUCUUCUUACCGAUGGGUGUGGACAGAGACUUUUCUCGUUUGCCUGAAGGACGGACAGACUUUCUGAAGCCAAGACUCAAAAACAGCAAUCAGCAUGGACCCGUCCGACCAGAAGCGCUUCACCGCCGUGGACUAUGUGAUAUUUGCGGUCUUGCUCGCUGCCUCUAUGGGCAUCGGGCUGUACCACGCGCUUUCAGGCGGGCGCCAGCGCACCACCCAGGAGUUCUUGAUGGCGGACAGGAGCAUGAGCUGUCUUCCCGUUUCGCUGUCACUCAUCGCCUCGUUCCAGUCGGCUGUGGCGAUUAUUGGCGUGCCGGCAGAAAUCUAUACUAAUGGUACUCAGUACUGGUUCAUCGGCUGUGCCUACUUUCUCGGCCUCCUCAUUCCUGCUCACGUUUUCAUUCCUGUGUUGUACAAACUGCGGCUCUCCAGUACUUACGAGUAUCUUGAAUUGCGCUUCAGCAAAGCAGUGCGUAUCUGUGGAACUCUGACCUUCAUCUUUCAGACAGUUGUCUACAUGGGAGUUUGUGUGUACACUCCUGCCUUUGCACUAAAUGCAGUUACUGGAUUUGAGAUAUGGGCGGCAGUGCUGGCUACUGGACUAGUGUGCACAUUGUACACAACAAUGGGUGGUUUGAAGGCUGUCAUCUGGACCGAUGUCUUUCAGACUGUUGUGAUGUUUGCAGGGCAGCUGGCUGUCAUCGUGGUCGGUGUGCAUCAGACCGGAGGAGUGUCUGAAGUCUGGAGCAAAGUCUGGGAGGGAAACCGCAUCUCUGCUCUCAACCUGAACCCAGAUCCUACGGAGAAACACACCUUCUGGACUCUGGGGGUUGGCGGGGUGUUCCUCAUGCUGUCCUUGUAUGGAGUCAACCAGGCUCAGGUCCAGAGAUAUCUCAGCGCCCGCACAGAGAAAGAGGCUGUCAGGUCUUGCUACAUGGUGUUUCCCUCCCUGCAGUUGUCUCUGGCUCUGAGCUGUGUGAUGGGGCUGGUCAUGUUUGCACGUUACUGUGGAGAGGAUCACUCAGACAUGCUGGCCAACUCUUCAAACGAUGCGAUGGUGAUAUACUUUGUGAUGGAUAUGCUGGAAGGUCUGCCUGGUCUACCUGGUCUGUUUGUUGCCUGUUUGUUCAGUGCAGCUCUCAGCACCAUUUCUUCUGCUUUUAACUCUUUGGCCGCUGUGACAAUGGAAGAUCUCGUCAAACCUUAUUUCCCCGCCAUGACAGAAGCAAGAGCAACGCUGGUCUCCAAAGCCUUGGCUAUGUCCUACGGGCUGCUGUGCCUGGCUAUGGCCUAUCUCACUCACCUAAUGGACGUUUCUGUUCUCAAUGUGGCUUUGAAGCUCUUCGGUAUGGUCGGCGGUCCUGUUCUUGGUCUGUUUUGUCUCGGGAUGUUCUUCCCGUGGGCCAACUCCACUGGAGCGAUGGCGGGCCUGGGAGGCGGUCUGGCUUUGUCUUUCUGGGUCGGCAUCGGGAGCAUCAUCAACCUGAGCUCCAGCCCGAGGCUGCUGUCAGCCGGCUGCAGAGCCGCCCUGCCGUCGGACAACGGCACGUCUCCCAUUCACACUGCACUCGGCAAUUUCACUCUCAGCAAACCGUCUGGACUGAACAGAUUUUAUUCGUUGUCCUACAUGUGGUACAGUGCUUUCAGCGGCUUCACGGUCAUUCUGAUCGGCCUGAUCAUCAGCUUCCUCACAGGCCCUAUGAAAGAAGAGGAUGUGACACCAGGGACAAUCUAUCCUUUGUUAGGGAAACUGCUCUGUUUCCUACCUGAACACCUCCAAAAGAAGCUGUGCUGCGUGACUCCUCAGGGGCAGACGCUCUCGGCAACACAACAUAAAGAGGGCAAUGGCCUGGCCUUACCACAAGAGGAUGGACCAUCACAAGAAGAGACGGACAGGUUUCUUCCUGAAGUUCAAGCAGCUCUUGUGGAGCAUGAAACAGCUGUGUGACAUCACAGUUUAACAUCAGGUGGGAUGAAAAUUCCUCGCGCCAAGCGUUCUGGCAAGAGAAGCCUUUUUAUUUUUUUCUUGCCUUUUCUUUGUGAGGAAAGAUAAAAUGUGAAUUUACACUCUCAAAUGCUGCACCAAAGUCUUGGCUACAAAGAAGAAGACUGUUUUACAGAUACAGUUUACAUGCAGUAUUUGUAAGGUGUACGGUCAUUAACUUAAAAUCAGUCUUCUCCUUGUGUGUGUACA
Pungitius pungitius (ninespine stickleback) is the source of this 2407-nucleotide messenger RNA. RefSeq names its product solute carrier family 5 member 6 (gene slc5a6b). The coding region runs from base 308 to 2161 and encodes 617 amino acids. The transcript is spliced from 16 exons. Gene Ontology annotation, biological process: pantothenate transmembrane transport; sodium ion transport; biotin transport. NCBI's taxonomy places the organism in Eukaryota, Metazoa, Chordata, Actinopteri, Perciformes, Gasterosteidae. Gene Ontology annotation, cellular component: membrane. Gene Ontology annotation, molecular function: sodium-dependent multivitamin transmembrane transporter activity. The record is from RefSeq and is a predicted model, not a curated record.